Gracilinanus agilis (Agile Gracile Mouse Opossum) is the source of this 684-nucleotide messenger RNA. RefSeq names its product transcription factor SOX-3-like. The annotation marks the transcript as partial. The transcript has a single exon. Gene Ontology annotation, biological process: positive regulation of transcription by RNA polymerase II; negative regulation of transcription by RNA polymerase II; anatomical structure morphogenesis. The record is from RefSeq and is a predicted model, not a curated record. Gene Ontology annotation, molecular function: RNA polymerase II cis-regulatory region sequence-specific DNA binding; DNA-binding transcription factor activity, RNA polymerase II-specific. NCBI's taxonomy places the organism in Eukaryota, Metazoa, Chordata, Mammalia, Didelphimorphia, Didelphidae.
CACCUCCUCCCAGCCCCUGCCAUGUACAGCCUACUGGACAGUGAGAUGAAAAGCCCCGUAGUACAAGGGGCUCCGGCGGGAGCGGGCAGCACCGCUACCCCCGGGGGCACCGGCAAGAGCGCUGGGAACGCGGGAGGCGGGGGAGGCGGCGCCGGCAGCGGCGGCGGCGGGAGCGGCGGCGGCAGCAGCAGCGACCAAGACCGAGUAAAGCGCCCCAUGAACGCCUUCAUGGUGUGGUCUCGGGGUCAGAGGCGCAAGAUGGCCCUGGAGAAUCCCAAGAUGCACAACUCCGAGAUCAGCAAGCGGCUGGGCGCCGACUGGAAGCUGCUGACAGACGCCGAGAAGCGGCCCUUCAUCGAUGAGGCCAAGAGACUCCGCGCCGUGCACAUGAAAGAGUACCCAGACUACAAGUACCGGCCCCGUCGGAAGACCAAGACGCUGCUGAAGAAGGAUAAGUACUCCCUGCCCAGCAACCUGCUACCUCCCGGGACGGCGGCCGUCAACAGCCCCGUCGGGGUGGGCCAGAGGCUGGACACGUACGCGCACAUGAACGGCUGGGCGAACGGGGCGUACUCGCUGAUGCCGGAGCAGCUAAGCUACACUCAGCACCCGGGCAUGAACAGCCCCCAGCUGCAGCAGAUGCACCGCUACGACAUGGCCGGCCUGCAGUACAGCCCCAUGAUG